Lactuca saligna is the source of this 1257-nucleotide messenger RNA. NCBI's taxonomy places the organism in Eukaryota, Viridiplantae, Streptophyta, Magnoliopsida, Asterales, Asteraceae. The record is from the annotation of a GenBank genome assembly.
GAUUAUUCUAGCCCUAAUUCGUUUUUUUUCAUAGCCCUAAUUGCAUUUUUUACAUUCUUUUGCCUAUAUCAGCUAAACACUUAACCAUGUUUCAUAAGAUACUUAAACACAACUGUGUUACCAUAUAUUUUUACAAUUUGUAAUGUUGUGCUUGUGGUGUGAUAGUAAACCAUCAAUUUUUGUUAAUAUGAAAAAAAAAAUCAAAGUUUGAAAUGCCCUUGACUGUGCAAAUUUGUUUAUAUACAAUCUGGUCUUGUAAACUUAGAGUUGGCUUGCACGUGGUUCAUAAAAUAGAGUACCUAAUCUUUUUGAAGAUUUCUUAUGAUAUCUAAAUUGCAUGAAACUUUUCAAAAGAAAAUUAAACUGAAUAAUUAGUUGAUAUUUGCAUUUAAGUAUAAUAACUUAAAUUUUCUAUUAAUUGAUGCUGAUCAACUUUUUGUAUUGAAGCAGAUCUUGAAGUGCUUAUAAUAUUGUUUGGCAUCUAUCUUUUAAUAUGCCAUGUAGGAAAUAAAAGCUUAUUGGUAAAGGGAUGCUUCAUCCCUACUUGUUGCUAUUGGUUCUCAUUUACCAGACCUUGUAAGUAAAUAGAAACAGCCAAAAAGAAUAUCAUCAUUCUUUCACAUCUAUCUUUGUUCCAAAAUGUAUGCACAAAACUCAACUCUUCAAGAAACUCAGCAGAAAGAGGCAUCCAUUAAAAUAAUGGUUGACGACCCUGUAAAAUCAGAGCACACUCGGUGGAAUGCAAAGAUUAUAUUAAUGAGUGGACUCAGCUUGUGGGAAACCACAGAUGGCAAUGAUCCUUCAGUUGACAAAUCCACUCUUGUUCACACUGCUCUUAGGUAUGCCAAAGACCUCACAGGACUUGAUUUUAAAAAUUGCCAACAUUGGAAUCCUUUCCUCGAGAUUCAUUAUGACCGAGUUAAAAAAGAUGGAAUAUUUAGCCAUAAGGAGGUCACAGUACUCUAUGUUCCUGAUUUAUCAGAUUGUUUACCUUCAACAUAUGCAUGGAGGGAUCAAUGGCUUUCACACAAGAAAGCUAUUGUUGAGAGAGAGCAUCGAUAUGCUCUUAAAAGAGAGAUAGCUCGAGGAAAGAAGGAAGGAUUGAAAGAUAAGGAACCUGGGACACCCAAAGAUCUGAAGAAGGAUGCAAAAUUAGAAAAAGAGAAAGUGCCUGAAUCUGAUGAGUCAGCAUCAAAACUAAAAGAAAUGGAAAAAGAUAAAGUCAAAGAACCUGCAAAACGUAGGAGUUCAUAUUAA